AAUUUGAGAGGUACAUCGACGCAGGUGUACAUUUUUUAUUGUACGGGCCGUACUGCCGAUCCUGACGUCAUAGCGCUCAUAUAAUAUACAUCAGAGAACAUAUUUUUGGCGCUUGAACCUUGCUAGCCUUAUCAGUUGGGUGCGCGCGGGGUAAGCUUUAUUAGACACCGCCCACACCAAGCCUAAAGGGAAUCUCUUCGAAAUCACUUUCUUUCUUGGCAGUACAUAUUCAUACGUUGAAAGGCGCCUUUUCGUGAUUAAGCUAUAGAUUAUGGCGCAAAGCCAACUCCAGCUGACAGUAUUGUCACCGGGCUGUUCCUGACUGAUCAAUAGAAGGCGAUCGCCGGCAUUAUAUCUGUCCGUAUCGAUUUUUCUCCAUGAUUAACGGCCCGAUCAAUACUCGGGGUAGGUUUCGAAAGUUGGCCUUGCUUGCGCGCUCUUCUUCUUUCCUUGCCCCAGCCCGCAAGGCCGUCCCAUGAAUCAUUGCGGAGCGCAUCGCCUGGCGACAACACACUAUGCUAAGAUGGCGGCCGAUGAAACGUAAAAAGUUUUGAGGAUCUUGACAAUGAUUCUGACACUAUAAGUGAUGGUUGCACAGAAUAUCACAGCACAGCCAGCUUAAUCAAAUCAAGUGAAGACGACUGAGCCAUGGCUGAACUAAAGUCUCAGUCGAAGGUUGGGGGUGGGGAGCAGAGUUUGACGGUUGCUCUGAGAAUUCGUCCUAUGGCUGAGGAUGAAAUUAUCCAAGGUUCUCACCCAGCUGCAUAUAAAGUGGAGAACAAUAUGGUGGUGUUAUUAGAUCCCUCCGACGACCCCGAUGAUAUUCUCAGGGCGAAUCGGUCGAGGGAAAAACAAUACGUGUUUGACUGCACGUUUGACGGUGCUUGCACACAGAGGGAUGUUUAUCAGAACACAACCAAAAUCCUUAUACCCAACGUGACCAGUGGAUACAAUGCAACUGUAUUUGCCUACGGACCCACAGGUGCUGGUAAAACUUACACAAUGCUCGGAACGGAUGAGGAGCCCGGGAUUAUGGUCCAAGCUCUGAACGAUUUGUUCCUGGAGAUGAGACAGAACACAGACAAAGCUUUCAAAGUUACCAUGUCCUAUUUAGAGAUCUACAACGAAAUGAUCCGAGACCUCCUGAAUCCCGACUCGGGGUUUUUGGAGCUGAGGGAAGACGCAAAGGGCAGCGUCCAGGUGGCGGGUAUCUCCGAGGUCACUGCCAGAUCCACUGAGGAGGUGAUGGAGAUGUUGGUCAAAGGGAACCUGGAGCGGACGCAAGAGCCUACGGCCGCCAACGCCACCUCCUCAAGGUCGCACGCCAUUCUGCAGGUGACGGUCAAGCAGAGGAACCGCGUGCGCAACGUGAUGCAGGAGGUGCGCACCGGACGAUUGUUCUUGGUGGAUUUAGCGGGCUCGGAGCGCGCUGCAAACACGCACAACCGGGGGAAACGGAUGGUGGAGGGGGCUCACAUCAACCGGUCGCUUCUGGCGCUGGGGAACUGCAUCAAUGCUCUCAGCGACAAAAACGGGCCGAAGUACAUCAACUACCGUGACAGUAAACUGACACGACUACUGAAGGAUGCGCUGGGGGGAAACUGCAAGACGGUCAUGAUCGCUCACAUCAGCCCUGCCAGUCUGCAGUUUGAGGAGUCUCGGAAUACCCUUGUCUAUGCCGAUAGAGCCAAACACAUCAAGACUAAGGUUCGUCGUAACGUGACAGACGUGGCCUAUCAUAUCGCCCAGUACUCAAACAUCAUCUCCGAGCUCCGUGACGAGAUUAUGAGACUGAGGAACAAACUGACGGAGCAGUCCAAUCAGCGAUCGGUGGCAAACAUACAGGCAGUGCAAUCCGAAGUAGUGGAGACACAGAAGCGCUCUGACAAGGCUGAACUGACACACUACGGACCUUGAUGGAGCUGAACAACGCGUCCAUGGAGAUCAGCCUAGAGACCAACCGCAACCAGCUAGUCAUCAGCGAGUUUCAGGUGGACAAAUCAAGACAGUUGAGGAACAGAGAAAACACGAACAUGACCGACAACAAACUUCUUGACGAAGAGAAAGAGAACAGCCAACCCAGUGGAGAGAAUGUUCUAGAAGCCCCAGAGCCCGUGGAGGUUCAGGUGGCUCGGAACGAGCUCAAAGUUUUGCACGAGGAGAAGCACAAGACAGAGAGGGUCAAGACUACGGUACAGAGAGAGCUGGACACCGCUCGCAACAAGACGCAUAAACUAGAGGAGGUUGCUUCAACAAACAAUUUGAUGGCUCCUUCUACACCAAAAAUUGGAGAGGAUGGCGAGGAUGACAGCAAUAAAGUUUUCACGCGGAGUGCCAAAGCCAAACAGAUUCAGAGGUCAGAGGAACUGAACAAACACUGGAAGACUGACCUUGACAUUGUGGAAAAAAGCCCGACGCCCCUCGCGCCCUCGAGAAUCUCCUACGAAGACCGAACGGUCAUCACCACAAACACUCGCAACAUCGCCGCCCUCGCGGCCAAAAAACGCAGCCAGGCCAACACCAGCGCCGCGGAGAGCCGGUUCGGCGCUCGACCUCUCUACCGACCCCAGCCGCAGAUCGACGACAAUGACUUUGAUGACUUUGGGAGCGUUUUGACGCCGAGCCGACUGGCCCAGCACAACCGUAACAUGGGCGAGGGCGGACUGCUGGGGCCCUUGCACGGGUUUGGAGGUGCAGACGACGCGGCGGAGAGAGUGAGUCUGCUCACUGACCAGAGUUUGCCCCCUUUGAGGACGAUUGGGGGUAUUGGCAGCAAGAAGAUCCAAGAGCACGAGGAGGCGAGGCGGAGGAAUGUCCGCUACACGGGGAACAACGGCAAUACCGGGAGUUAUCUCGAGAAAUCGCGGAGUCAGGCUAGAAAGACGUCGGAAGUGCAGAACCCCCGAACGAGGCCGAGGAGAAAAAUUUCCAACAACAGCAACCUCCGACCUCCCAACGCAGGCAAAGUCCCAUCACUGGAGGAUCGCUCCGGGACCCCAAACACGGUGGUGUCGGAGAGGAACAGGCGCACCAGCAGGAGCAAUGCACGCAAGAAGCAGAGAUCGUACUCCAAUGGUGUUUCCACGGCCCCGGUCACUCACCAAUCAGAUCACUCCACGACCAGCACGCCCCAACAGCGAGAGAAGAAGACCGCCAAAGUCCUCCCCACAAUCCCACAGUACAGGAAAGGAGAUAUAACGGUCACCGGAACCGCCACAAAUGCUGCCAAGUUUUAGUGCACACAAAACCUGUUUGGUCAAUGUGAUCCACGCUUUUAGUUUGAACACUAUUGCUGGAUGUGACCAGUGAUUGGUUGCUACAUGUUGGUUCGCUCCUCCGUUUGAGAUACUGAAGAAAACAUCCUUAAAAA
Aplysia californica (California sea hare) is the source of this 3370-nucleotide messenger RNA. Its product is annotated as kinesin-like protein KIF19. The record is from RefSeq and is a predicted model, not a curated record. NCBI's taxonomy places the organism in Eukaryota, Metazoa, Mollusca, Gastropoda, Aplysiida, Aplysiidae. Gene Ontology annotation, biological process: microtubule-based movement. Gene Ontology annotation, molecular function: microtubule motor activity; microtubule binding; ATP binding.